Molecule: messenger RNA, 2154 nt
Organism: Aspergillus versicolor CBS 583.65
Lineage: Eukaryota; Fungi; Ascomycota; Eurotiomycetes; Eurotiales; Aspergillaceae
Product: DUF2264 domain-containing protein
Exons: 4
Coding region: 1-2154 (717 amino acids)
Source: RefSeq, a predicted model, not a curated record
AUGCCACCCAUACCUGGGUUCUCAGACAACACGCUGAUUAGCCGCGCAGAUCUAAUCCGCGCAGCGGCAGCAAUAAUAAAACCGCUUCAUGCCUACUUCUCACCAGAGCGGGCACUCAUCCGCCUCCCCGUCUCAACCGGAACCCAUUUCGACGAGCGCGCGGCCCAACUAGAGGGAUUCGCGCGUCCACUAUGGGUUGUAUCUACCUUACUCCAGGCGACGCGAUCACAUUCUAUUCCGGAACAUGAAGCCGAUUUUCAAACUGCGAAUACGGAUGCACAGUCCAUCCGCACGUUAUGCCAGCCCUGGAUCCGAGGCAUAGCAACCGGCACAGACCCCUCACACCCUGAAUACUGGGGCGCAAUUGCGAAUGGCGACCAACGCAUGGUCGAAGCCGAAGUCAUCGCCUGCGCGCUGCUCUUCGCACCGGAUGAUUUCUUCCACAGCCAGAGUGCUCCCGUGCGCGGGAAUAUCACCGCCUGGCUGCGCGGGAUGAAUGGCAAGGACAUGCCGCUGAAUAAUUGGCGGUGGUUUCGGGUAUUUUCGAAUCUAGCCUUGGUUCUCGUAUGUGGGAUGCCCUAUUCUGAGGUGCAGGGAGAGAUGGAGGGGGAUUUUGUGGUUUUGGAUUCGUUUUAUCUGGGAGAGGGCUGGUCUGGGGAUGGGCCGUGGUUGACGGGGGAGCAGGAAGCUGAAGAGGAGAAAAGAUGUAAAACAACUAGGCGUCGGGAUUGGAUUGGAUGCGGACGACAGGUUGAUUAUUAUUCUGGGAGCUUUGCGAUUCAGUUUAGUCAACUGCUGUAUGCGAAGUUUGCGGUGGAUUUGGAUCCGGAGAGGGCGAUGUGGUAUCAGCAGCAGGCGCGCGAUUUUGGGAGGCAGUUUUGGAUGUAUUUCGAUGAUAAUGGUGCUGCUAUUCCGUUCGGUCGAUCGCUCACGUAUCGCUUUGCUUGUGGUGCGUAUUUUGCUGCGCUGGCUGUUGCUGAUGUGCCUGAUAUGCCUGCGCCACUGAACGCAAUUGGAUCUGUCAAAGGCUUCUUGAUGCGUCAUCUUCGGUGGUGGGCAGGGCACUCGCAAGAUAUCUUCUACCCCGAUGGGACGAUAAACAUUGGGUAUCUGUAUCCGAACAUGUACAUGUCCGAAGACUACAACUCGCCACAGUCAGUCUACUGGGCCUUAAAGUCCAUGAUCCCGCUUCUCCUGGCGGAUAGUCACCCAUUCUGGACCGCACCAGAGUGUCCAUAUCCACCCAUCGCCACCGCAGCCCUAAUCGCCCAACCCACCCAAAUCAUCAGCAACCAUCCAGCCGGCUCCCACCAUUUCCUCCUCUUAGCGGGCCAAUUCGUUGCGUGGCCCAUGAAAGCCAGUCAAGCCAAGUACUGCAAAUUCGCAUACUCGUCGUCCUUCGGCUUCAGCGUCCCAACCGGUCCCCUGAUCCAGCAGAUCGCACCGGACAGUACACUCGCGCUGAGUAGGGACGGAGCGGCAACGUGGGCUUUCGGAACGGCCUCUGUAGCUGGUGAAACUGUUCCAGUCGCUCAUGUUGAGUGGCGUCCUUGGGCGGAUGGGGGUAUUGUUGUCACGACGACACUGAUUCCCCCGACGUCGCGUUGGCCGGAUUGGCAUACCAGGGUUCAUCGGAUUAGACUAGAAAGACAUUCGAAGCUAGGAUCUCUUCACUUUGUCGAGGGCGGGUUUGCCAUUUCCCGGGCCCUGCAGGAGGAUAGCAAGAAUAGAGUCCUGGCGGUAUUUCCAGAGGAUGCUGACUUGCCAGAUCUCGAGAUUGGCACCAGCGAAGGGAUCUACGCAUCUGAUACAAAGGCACUUGUGCUCUCGCAUGCUGGAGCUAGUGGUAUAGUGGGAACAGCUCAUCGUGAAGGCGGUAGUGUCUCAAUCGAGCACGACGCGAUGAAGCCUGAUUCGAAUACCAAUAUCAUGGCUCAGCGGACAUUGAUCCCUGUUACGAAGGGCGAAGCGCUUGAUAUCUCGGCGAGUGAAGAUAUUUUUCUUGUGACAAACGUGUUUGCAGUUUCGGCCGUGAGUUCGAAGAGAGGGAAGCGGAAUUUGCGCGAGAUAUGGUUCGAUAUGCCUAGGAUAUGUUGGAAAGGAGGAAAGCGGGAGGAGACUGAGGACGCGAUUAUUGUCAACCUGCCUAUAUAG